AUGCGGAUCCGCAGGUCUGCCGCCCGCCUGCUCGGCUCCGCCUACCCCGCCCCCGCGCCGCCCCAAUCCGAGCACCCACCCCCGCCGCCGCCAGUGCGGCAGCCCUGCUCCUCCCGCGCUGGGGGCGGCGGGUUCACGGCCGGAGGGGCCUCCUCCGCGGAGGCGGAGCGGUGCGAGCUCAGCCGGUCGCCGUGGGAGCUCAUGGCCCAGCUCGACCCCUCCGAUCCCAAGGAGGUGGAACUCUUCAUGGGGAGAUACUUCGUCAGUGUCGCAUGCCGUACCAACUGGCUCUUCCAGGCCAGCAUUGAUCUUGCGGCCUCAAUCAAGGGGGAGGAGCAAGAUGACUGGAAGGAGGAGCACCUGGCGGGAGAUAUGGUUGCCGAGGUCUUUGCCAAACGGCAGCAUAAGGUUGCCAAGAAGAAGGUUGCGGAAAAAACGGUCAUGGAAAACAGAGGGGAUGACAAGUUUGUGUGGGGACUGAAGAAGUCCACGGAAAUUCAGAGUGAGGAUGACGACUUCGUGGCUGCCGGAGGAGAACUUUGGCUGUGCAAGAAGAACGACGGCAAGAGGAGGUUUUGCCGGCGGCCGGUGAGCCAGCCCGAUUCCCUUUGCGUGUAUCACUCGGAUCCUAAGUAUGCGCCGCCACCGGCUUCAUCAGCAGCCUCCAAACUCUCCAGCAGCUCCAAGCCACGUAAGAGGAGGCGUGUCGAUGCAGGUGAGGGGUACUUAUACUACGCCGGGUUCGGCCCGUCCCUCGGCAAGAGGCAGAGAUCAAGCAGCAGUGUGCUGGAAUCUGUACCUGCUGAACAAAAGGAGGAGGCACAGCUGCCUGAAGAGCAUGCUGCAGCUCCAGCCCAAACUGAUGAUGCAGACAAUCAAGCGGCAUCAGCACACGUUGAUGAGCCUAGGUGCGAUGAGAUGGCUGGGAUUGCGGGUGGCGACGAGGAGAGCAGCGACGACGCACUUGGCUGCAACGAUGAACCCCGGGUUGUUGGCGUCAAAGGCAACAUCAAGAGGAAGAGCCCAUUUAAGAAGAGGUGGAGGAAGCCUGUGAAAGCUCGCUCACUCAAGUCAUUGAUGUGUUAGCACGCUUAUACCUGUACAUAUGCCCAAUUGGUUCUCCAUGGUACGUAUUCAUAUGUACUACAUUAUCCAACAAAUCACACUACCAUCGUGCUAGUGUAUUUGUAAUAUAUUGUUCCAUAAAUUAAAUUCAGAAGCAUAUAUGACCAUUCA
Molecule: messenger RNA, 1236 nt
Organism: Hordeum vulgare subsp. vulgare (domesticated barley)
Lineage: Eukaryota; Viridiplantae; Streptophyta; Magnoliopsida; Poales; Poaceae
Exons: 2
Coding region: 1-1086 (361 amino acids)
Source: RefSeq, a predicted model, not a curated record